UUAACAUGUUAUCUAUUCUGGUUUUACAUGGGAUUCUAUUGGAGGCUCUUAUGAUUUGAUACUGUAAAUGAUUGGGUGUAUUUACAUGUGACUUUCAAGUGAUGUACAGUAUACCUAUAUUAAACUGAAGUUGCCAAAUCUAUUUCACUCCAUGUGUAACAAUUAGUUAAACAUGAAAACUCAGAAGAAAAAUAAGAUGGUGCUAGUUAGAUGGCAGGGGAACGGAUCAUCAGAUUAUGAUGGGAAAGAACAUUAUGUCAAAAAAAACAGUUUAGUUAACCAAGACACUCAAGUUGGCGAGGAAGUUAUAGUUAAAUGGUUUUCAAAAAAAUGGAAAGGCGUUCUCAUUAAGGAUGUAAAGGAAGGAGUUCUGAUUAAGGAUGUAAAGGAAGGAGUUCUGAUUAAGGAUGUAAAGAAAGGAGUUCUGAUUAAGGAUGUAAAGGAAGGAGUUCUGAUUAAGGAUGUAAAGAAAAAGGUGAAAAGAAAAGAAAGUACCGGUAAAAAAAAAGGGGGAUUAAAGCAAAAAGAGAAAGAAAAAGAAAAGGGAAAGAUUUUAUGCAUUGGGAAUUCUAGAGAAGAUCGAACAAAUCUGCAACAUGCUUCUAGCACCAGUGGACAAAGGUCACCAGUAGCUAAGGGGCAGACCAUUCAGACCCUUCAGACCAGAAAGUCUUCCCCUACUUUAAAGACGCCGACCAGGAAGAGGCAAAGCAUUCAAUUAGAAUUGUCACCUUCAGAACAAUAUACUAGCACCGGUGGACAAAGGUCACCAGUAGCUAAGGGGCAGACCCUUCAGACCAGAAAGUCUUCCCCUACUUUAAAGACGCCGACCAGGAAGAGGCCUAGCAUUCAAUUAGAAUUGUCACCUUCAGAACAAUAUACUAGCACCAGUGGACUAUGGUCACCAGUAGCUAAGGGGCAGACCCUUCAGACCCUUCAGACCAGAAAGUCUUCCCCUACUUUAAAGACGCCGACCAGGAAGAGGCCUAGCAUUCAAUUAGAAUUGUCACCUUCAGAACAAUAUACUAGCACCAGUGGACAAAGGUCACCAGUAGCUAAGGGGCAGACCCUUCAGACCCUUCAGACCAGAAAGUCUUCCCCUACUUUAAAGACGCCGACCAGGAAGAGGCCUAGCAUUCAAUUAGAAUUGUCACCUUCAGAACAAUAUACUAGCACCAGUGGACUAAGGUCAACAGUAGCUAAGGGACAGACCCUUCAGACCCUUCAGACCAGAAAGUCUUCCCCUACUUUAAAGACGCCGACCAGGAAGAGGCCUAGCAUUCAAUUAGAAUUGUCACCUUCAGAACAAUAUACUAGAGUAACUAAGAUAUGGUCGCCCAUAGACUGCAUAUCGCCACAAAGUAAAAAUCAGUCCUUACACCUUGUAUGGCCCCCUCAAGAUCAGUACACUUUUGCUGACGACAAGGCUGUAACCACAUCUUCAUAUCAUAGUAGCACCAGUGGACUAUGGUCACCAGUACCGAAGGUGCCUAAGGGGCACACAUCACUUGGGCACCUUAAGACCAGGAAGACGCCUAGCAAAUUUGAAUUGUCACCUUCAGAACAAUAUACUAGCACCAGUGGACUAUGGUCACCAGUAGCUAAGGGGCAGACCCUUCAGACCCUUCAGACCAGAAAGUCUUCCCCUACUUUAAAGACGCCGACCAGGAAGAGGCCUAGCAUUCAAUUAGAAUUGUCACCUUCAGAACAAUAUACUAGCACCAGUGGACUAUGGUCACCAGUAGCUAAGGGACAGACCCUUCAGACCCUUCAAACCAGAAAGUCUUCUCCUACUUUAAAGACGCCGACCAGGAAGAGGCCUAGCAUUCAAUUAGAAUUGUCACCUUCAGAACAAUAUACUAGCACCAGUGGACUAUGGUCACCAGUAGCUAAGGGGCAGACUCUUCAGACCAGAAAGUCUCUCCCUACUACAAAGGCGCAAACUAGGAAGACGAAUACACCUAGCAAAUUAGAAUGGUCUCCGUCAGAACAAUAUACUGGUCAAGCGCAGAAAUGUUUAUAUGGCACUUAUACAGCAUCCCCUCAAACCUCACCCAUAACAGAAAAGGAAUACAAAGUGUAUAAGCCUUUGACCAAAUUGUUUCAAGAUUCAGGUGAAGGACAUAAGUUUCAAUUUGGGAGCAUGUACCAGCCUCCGCCUCAGGCAGUAUCUGAAAAAAGAAUUGGACAGAAUCAGACCAUCCCAAAACAGCUGUUUCAAGAUUUAGGUGAAGACUCAAGACAAAAAUCACAAGGAAAAAUGGCCAUUAGCAUAAAGGAGACUUUACAACAGCGACAAUGGUCGCUCAUUCCAAAAUUAAAAGGGGCACCUGCCCUAGCAAGGGAACUCUUAAAGAAGAUGGUGCCAGAGGAAGAACUUUUUAAAGCUUCUUUUUCUGGCAAAAACAAAGAUGGAAAUAAACUGAAUGAUGUCCAGAUGGAAAUGAUAAAAGAGACAGUAUGUGAUGUGUAUUCUUGUGACUCCCAUACUGAAAUGAAAUGUCUAUGGAAGAUGUGCAAAACAUCUCUUGUACAGAUGCUUAAACACACACGUACUAAAGGAUGUAAAAACACAGUUGUUCCUAAGUUUUAAUCAGCCUCAAUUGUCAAUUGGACCAAGCUACGUUUUACUGGGCCAAAAUAAACAUAUGAUUUAUUAAAAAUAUAUAUUUCAAUAUAGGGUACCAGUAUAUGUUUUGAAUGCACAAAUUGACACCUUACAUUGUAUUUAA
This is a messenger RNA of Mytilus trossulus (common blue mussel), 2732 nucleotides long. Its product is annotated as serine/arginine repetitive matrix protein 2-like. The transcript has 18 exons. NCBI's taxonomy places the organism in Eukaryota, Metazoa, Mollusca, Bivalvia, Mytilida, Mytilidae. The record is from RefSeq and is a predicted model, not a curated record. Bases 173 to 2593 code for a protein of 806 amino acids.